Molecule: messenger RNA, 1110 nt
Organism: Prunus dulcis (almond)
Lineage: Eukaryota; Viridiplantae; Streptophyta; Magnoliopsida; Rosales; Rosaceae
Product: cyclin-dependent protein kinase inhibitor SMR2
Biological process (GO): regulation of DNA endoreduplication
Source: RefSeq, a predicted model, not a curated record
UGUUAUGUUGUACCAAAUCAGCUAAAGAGAGAGAGAGAGAGCUUCAAUCGGUUUUAGUGGAGGCUUCCCUUUCUUUCUUUGAAACCCUCUUGGUGUAGGAUCCAAUGCCUCUCUCUCUCUCUCUCUCUCUCUCUCUCUCUCUCUCUCUCUCUCUCUUUCCUUUUUUUCUCUUCAAAUAAGCUCCAGGAAAUUCCAAACCUAUUAGGAUUAGGAAAAGAAGGUGAAUUUGAUCAUUAUAUAUAUGUGGUUUAAUUCUCUAUAAUUCCCUCUCUAAAUCAUCAGCCUUCUCUUCCCAUCAUUGAUUCCCAUAUCCUCAUCAUCUCAAUCAUCUUUCAUGGAGUCAAAACUGGUCAACCGGAUCUCCGGUCUAAAAGUCUCCAAUUCAGAUCCUUGUUUCCAUCAUGAUCACGAUGAUCAAACCCAGAAACCCACGUUGGAAAAUCCCGAACAGCCCUCGGAUCACGAUCAUGCGCUCCAUGAUCACCCACAACAGGAACAACCCAAGAACGGCGCGGAUCACAUUAACACUCCCGCAAAGAAAAAACGCCGAACGACGGAGUCGGUUGAAGUAGAAGACGAUGACGACGGGUUCAAAACGCCGACGUCGCAGGAGCACAGAAUCCCCCCGAUGACAAAAUGCCCGCCUGCGCCAAGAAAACCGCUGCGGAAGAGAAAGGUGGUGACGUCAUCGUCGCCCAGUCGCAGAAGGAUCCAAUUCCAUUUCGAUCAUCUGGACACAAAAGAACUGGAAGCAUUCUUUGCGUAAUUUUCUUCUCCAGGAUUUGUGCGCCAAGAUCAAGAAAGCCAAACAAGCUCAUCGCGACGAAACCCGGUGAUUAAUUAGUCGAUUAAUUGUACCAUUAUUGUUAAUUUUGUUCAUGAUGUUCAUGGUAACAAAGUUAAUACAUAAUUCAUAAUUAAGAUUUUAAUUUUGUUGUUGGGUGAGAUCUUGGUUAAAGCUCAGAUGACGUUGUAAAGUUGGGAAAAGAUGAAAGAACAAGUACAGAACGACCAAGAAAAGAGACGCAUUGAAAGAUAGAUAGAUAGAUAGAUAUGCUCUUUUGUGCUCGAGGUGUUAUUCUCGUUUAAUAAAAAUUAAAGUUUGAUAUA